AUGCAGCUUUCAAUCAAUCAUCGAUUGUUAAAAAACAAUUGCAUAUUCUUUUUUGGUCUGUUUUUUAUUGUUGAAUUUAUUUAUGUGACAUUUUUAAAAAUAUCUAAUUCCGAUUCAUGUGACAUUCAACUUUCUACGUUAAUAAUACCGAAAAAUAGUAAUAAAAAAAUCUUUGAACAUAUUCAACCAUUCUAUUAUCCAGUAUCGUGUCAAAAUUUAUUUGAAAGCGAUCCGGACGAAUUAAAACAUGCACUUGCUCUCUUAUCCAGUGCAAAAUAUUUACCUGUAAUUGCUGAUAAUCAAUAUAACAUAACAUAUGAACAAUGCCAUAUCUAUCGUUCAGAACGUUUUAAUGAAUCAUUUCAUCUCGAAGAUACUUCAAUUAAUCGACAAUUUCCAUUAGCAUUUAAUAUUCUCAUGUAUGAAAAUGUUGAACAAUUUGAACGUCUUUUACGUAUUAUAUAUCGUCCACAAAAUUUUUAUUGUAUUCAUGUUGAUAGCGAUGCAUCAUUGAAUGUAUUUGAAGGUGUAAAAUCUAUUGUACAAUGUUUUAGUAAUGUUUUUCUAUCAAGUAAACGAGAAAAAGUUCUCUAUGCAACAUUUUCAAGAUUACAAGCUGAUCUAAAUUGUAUGCAAGAUUUAAUUAAAUAUCCAUCAUGGAAAUAUUUAUUAAAUAUUGCGAAUACAGAAUUACCAUUAAAAACAAAUAGUGAAUUAGUUAAAAUAUUAUCAAUUUAUCGUGGAUACAAUGAUAUUGAAGGACGAUGGAAAACAAGAAUUAUUUCACGAACUAAAUAUGUUUGGAAAAUAAUUAAUACGACAAGUACUUCAUAUCUAUCUCAUUUACGGCAAACCAAUGAAAACAAGAAACCACCACCAGGUAAUAUUGAAAUUGUUAAAGGAUCAGCAUAUGCAAAAACUGAUCCAACAGCAUGGACAGCUCGUUUUGUUAUUUGGGGUAAACGUGAAUGUCAUGGGCCUGUAGUACAUGGUAUUUGUAUACUUAGUACAGCUGAUUUACCAACUCUAUAUAAUCGACAUGAAUUGUUUGCAAAUAAAUUUCAUUUAAACGAUGAUCCAAUUGUUUAUCAAUGUUUAGAAGAACUUCUAGUUAAUAGAUCUAAAGUUAAUUUAUUGUUAAAAGACGCAGCAUUUUAUCGUCGAAUGCCAUUUUUAUUACCAUCUUAA
Molecule: messenger RNA, 1188 nt
Organism: Rotaria sp. Silwood2
Lineage: Eukaryota; Metazoa; Rotifera; Eurotatoria; Philodinida; Philodinidae
Source: the annotation of a GenBank genome assembly